AUGGCAAAGCAGGUUGCCAAGGCGAAGCGUCAGCAGCCCGGAUCGAUCAUCAAAGUCCUUCGGGGCGGAAAGUGCUUUCACAUUCGGCUGCCGUCGCGCUUCUCGCUGGGCGCUGCUGUGUGCUCCUAUGGCUUCGCAAUGCUGGCCCCAAACAGCUGGCAGCCGAAUCCUGUACCCGGAGGCCGCUCUCAUUGCAAGGGAGUACUGCAGAGGCCUCUUCAGCUGCAGAGCGGCGGCGCGGUGCGAGCCACCAUUCGGCAAAGCUCCUCGCGCGUUCUCGAAGUAGCCACCUCGAAGAAACUGUCUUCGGCCGAUGUGGCAGCUCUCCACCGGCAGGUGCUAAGGAUGCUAAGACUGGGCACUGCCGACGAUGCCGUGGCCUGCGCUUUCGCAGAAGGGAGUCCAGAUCUGUCCCAGCAUACACCGGUGGGUCGACUGUUCCGGUCCCCCACCGUCUUCGAGGAUCUGGUGAAGACUUUCACUCUGUGCAACUGCGGCUGGACGAGGACUAUUUCAAUGAAUGAAAAGCUUUGCCAGCAUUUUGGCGGCCCGCUGGGCGCUUUUCCGUCGGCGGCGGUGCUGGCCAAGGUGACACCAAGGAGGCUCAAAAAGCUUUGUGGAGUUGGCUACCGCGCUGAGCGGAUCCUCAAGCUCGCGCGAGCCGCCAGGGCCGGCAGCUUAGACCCUUUGAGCGACCCAAACCUCGGGGAAGAGGACGCAAGCCAGCGCUGCAAGGGCAUCUACGGUCUCGGGCCUUUCGGCGUCGCGAACGCGCUGCAGCUCCUAGGAUUCUACAAGGACAUCCCGGCAGACAGCGAGACAUGCCGGCACUUACGGCAGGCGCGUGGCCUGCGAUCCUGCACACUUCAGAAUGUUGCGCUCGUGGCUGCCCGGGUGUACCGGCCGUAUGCACCCCACCAGUUCUUGAGAUAUUGGACAGAGCUCUGGCGGACCUACGAGCAGCGGAUGGGGACAACUGCCUGGAAGGCGGAUCCUUCGAAGUAUCGUCUCCUGACGGCCGCUCACAUGAAAGUGCCAAGGCAAAGCUACCAGGCAGCGCCCGCAAAGGAGUUACAAAAUCUAUAUCCUGACUUCGUCGCAUGCUCCCCGCGUGGUCUGCUCCCAGCCCUAGAUAACGAGGGCGAGCAUGUCUACGACUCCAUUGUUUUACUGGAGUACGUGCACGAGAUCUUCAAUGGGCCUCCACUCCUCCCCACGUCCCCUUUGGCGCGAGCCAAGGUGCGCCUGUGGAGCAAGCACGUGGACCUGCACAUCGUACCCAACUUCGAGAGGCUCCUGGCCGCCCACGACGCGGAGGCGCGCGCAAUGGCCCGCGAGGACCUUGUCCAGGCUCUUGCCCUCUUCGAGGAAGCAAUGAGUCCCCUGGCCAAAGGCCCCUUCUUCCUGGGAAGCGAUUUCUCCAUGGCGGAUGCGGUCUUGGCCCCGUGGUGGCAGCGGAUGUGCUCCGUCCUUCGUGCAUAUC
This is a messenger RNA of Symbiodinium necroappetens, 1483 nucleotides long. The record is from the annotation of a GenBank genome assembly. NCBI's taxonomy places the organism in Eukaryota, Dinophyceae, Suessiales, Symbiodiniaceae.